AUGCCCGUCUCCUCCUCCGAGCUCGCCGAGGGCAUCCACCUCGCCCGCCGCGAACUCAGGUUCGCCCAUGCCGCCCGCCGCCGGCACGUGCAGUGCGGCACGUGGAGUGUCGACGAAGACCUGGCGCUUCGGCGCACCAUCCGCCUCUGCCGGCGCGCGCUGGCCGUCUUCCUCCCCGCCUACGAGGUGACCCUCGCGCGCGAGGCCAACUUCCAGCCCCCCCUGGCCCCCCUCCUCGCGCCCCUCGUCCGCGUCCUCGCCUGCUGCGCCCUCGCCGGCUGGCUGCCCUUCGGGGACAAGAUGACCUUGGGCGGAAACUUUGGGCCCUAG
Messenger RNA from Alternaria conjuncta, 330 nucleotides. RefSeq lists its product as uncharacterized. Bases 1 to 330 code for a protein of 109 amino acids. The transcript is spliced from 3 exons. The record is from RefSeq and is a predicted model, not a curated record. Lineage: Eukaryota; Fungi; Ascomycota; Dothideomycetes; Pleosporales; Pleosporaceae.